Messenger RNA from Cuscuta europaea, 3343 nucleotides. The record is from the annotation of a GenBank genome assembly. NCBI's taxonomy places the organism in Eukaryota, Viridiplantae, Streptophyta, Magnoliopsida, Solanales, Convolvulaceae.
AGAGAGAGAGAGGUCGUUCCUUUUUUCAAGCUUCAAUGACGUGAGACCAUACAUAAGAGUGUGAGUAGAUAAGUACAUAGAUAUAUGCAAUACGUAUAGUAGGCUUUGUACGUAUAACCAUUUCCAAUCCAUUCAUCUUUGCAUGCUUCACCAACUCUUCAUAAAGAAAACCUGGAACCCAAAUUGAGUUGAAACAAACAAUUGCAUACAAGAAAUUUAAGAAAAGCAAAUAAACUCACACAUAACAAAAGUGCAUAGCAGAGCUGGGAUUAAAUAGAAUCACAAACACAUCAUGUACUCCUCCAUUGCUAUACCAGUGUGAUCUCAUAGGUCGAAGCUUCGAUAUAUAGUUGAUUUCAAACGGGUAACUGAUUCCCAUCCAACAUUUUUUGUAUUUUGAUCAGUAGUGUGUGUCCGUAGUGAUGAUUUGAUAUGCUUUUUUUCUUUUGGGAUAAUACUGUAAUUUAUCAGUAAUGUGUGAUCCAUGGAUUUUGUAAUAUUUAGAAGUAGAUUUUUUGUUUGAUUUGAUGUUUUGUGUUUGAGAGACUGAAAAUGAAGGAUGAUGAGGAGCUUGAGAUGUUGUUGGAUGAGAUCCCUCGUGUAACAUGCAUUGUUCAUCCAAAUAGCAUUAAUAGCGGCUGUUAUGAGUAUGAUCAUGAGAGUGGAUUGGAUGUGCAACAAAAAUUGGUUGAGAACUACUGGUAUGAACAUCAUUCAUGUGUCUCCCCUGUAAGUGCAUUUUCCUUAAAAUCAUAUGGAUCUUCUUCAAGCUUGUUAUCAGGUGGAUCUUCCACCCUAUCCUCAUUUGAAGAUGUAAUUAAAUCUCAACAUCAUUAUAGAAAUACUUCUGAUAAUAUGAAUAAAUUGAGGAUCGACCCCGAUUAUUAUCAUCAUGAUGAUGGUAAUACUACGAGUAAUUUUUGUGAACAAAAUCUAUCAAGGAGUUUCAGUACAAUGAAACUUAAUGAGGAGGAGCAAGAGAGUGUUGCUUCAACUAGCCCCACUGCUACUUUCUGGUCUCACAAUUACUCAAAUAGAAAAAAUGUGGGAAUGAUUUCCCAUAAAUAUUUUGCUUCUGAUCAUCAUAGUACACAUGCGAGCUUUUAUGGUAUAACGACACAUGAUCACCUAGAUGUUCUUGGUCGUCUGACUUCUCCAAUGGCAUAUAGUAAUCGUGGGCCCUUAAAUAAAAUGGAUCUAAAAUGUCAUAUCCAUCAUAUUGGAAUUCCACUAAUGGACUUACCAAAUGAUGUUACAAGCAGUAAUGGUAUUUCCGAUCUCCCGCGAUAUGGAACUUAUGCUAUUGAAAAUUCUUCCAACAAUCUACCUAAGGUUCCUCACGUAAAGCCUUGUAUGGACUCGGAAAAUGGAAGGAGGUACAAGGCGCAUUCUUCAUGUGUUCAAAUACCUAUUAUGAGAAAGCUUGAGAUAAUUGAUUGGGAAGGCACUUUGAUUGAUGAAACGAGCAAGGGGCAUCGCCGUUUUCUUAGGGCUCAAGAAAAGAGGUUUUCACCGGCCAAAGGAUUUCGCAAAUGUGGUAGAACUGAGAGGAUGUGCUCUUUCUCUUCAUCUCUCCCACUAAAGCUUUCUUCACUCAGAGAAGUUAAAGGGUAUAUUUAUCAUAUAGCGAAGGAUCAACAAGGUUGCCGAUUCUUGCAAAGAAUGUUCGAUGUGGGAAGUCCCCAAGAUGUGCUCGUUAUUUCCAAUGCGAUAAUAGAUCACGUUGUUGAGCUUAUGAUGAAUCCUUUUGGGAACUACCUCAUCCAAAAUUUGUUGGAGGUGUGCAAUGAAGAACAAAGGAUGAAAAUACUUCAUAUGGUGACAGAAGAGUCUGGCCAGAUUGUUAGGAUAUCUUUGAAUACUCACGGGUAUAUAGUUUGUUGUAAUAUAUUCUUUCCAAUAUACUCUUUUCAUCUUGAUUCAUUAUUACUAACGUAUAAAAGUUUUUUAUUUUUUAUAUUAGGACACGAGUAGUUCAGAAGUUGAUUGAGACGUUAAAAACCAGGGAACAGAUCUCAUUGAUCAUUUCAUCACUUGAACCAGGAUUUCUUUCGCUUAUUAAGGACUUGAACGGUAAUCAUGUUAUUCAGAGAUGUUUGCAAUAUCUUGCAAAUGAAGACACUAAGUUCAUAUUUGUUGCAGCUGCAAAGCAUUGUGUGGAUAUUGCAACACAUCAACACGGUUGUUGUGUUCUUCAAAGAUGCAUCACCCACGGAAUUGGAUAUCAUCAGGAAAGAUUGAUUGUGGAGAUCAACACGGUUGUUGUGUUCUAGCUCAUGAUGCUUUUGGGUGAUUAAAUUAACAGUUUUGUUGCAAUAAAUGCCUUUUGUAUCUCUUAGUUUUCAAUGCACACAAUUAAUAAAUUCGUUAGUGUUAGAUCAUCACAUUAUCACAUACAAUUAAAUAUAAAAAUACAUACUCACAUUCUACAUAAAAUCAUUUAGUUAGCUCUAUUAGGUUGACUUUUAAAUAGAAACUCAAACCUUAUUUGUUUGUUGACCUUAUUUUUACAACUUAACUGAUCAUUUUCUUUUCAAAUUCUUUCUGAUUGGGGACAGAAAUUAUGUUGUUCAAUUCAUUUUGGAGCUCAAGAUUCCAUCUGCAACAUCAAAGUUAAUAUCUCAAUUUGAGGGAAACUUUGUACAUCUCUCCACACAAAAGUUCAGCAGCCAUGUGGUUGAAAAAUGUCUUGUUGAAUGCGACUAUAAGGUCAAGUCUAAGAUAGUCCAUGAACUCAUCUCUACAACUCACUUUGAGCAGUUGCUUCAAGACCCUCAUGCAAAUUAUGUUAUUCAAACAGCUCUUCGGACAUCCGAGGUACUAAUUACACAUAAUGAUCAAAAUGAGAGCUAGUUGAACUUGUGCAUCAUAUACUCAUCUCUUGUGCUCUAAUUCUCAACGUUUUACCUCAUUAUACUUUUAUCAGGGAUGUCUACAUAGUUUACUAAUCGAGGCGAUCAAAUUCCAUAAGGCAAUCACCCGAAACAACCCUUAUUCAAAGAGGAUUUUCUCUAACAAACUUUGGAAGCAGUGAUGUAAAUGGUGAUGAGACAGCAAACGAUGUUGAUAUCAUAAGUUCUUAUAUAAGUUCAUUGGUGGAUCAUAACAUAAUCGAUUCAACUAUAAUAUGUCUAUAAAUGGUCUUCAAUUUUGUUCUUCUAUCAAAAUCCCUUUUCCACGUGGUUUUACUUUCAUUUUCAUUUUAGAGUUGCCAACUGAAAGGCAAGAUGUUUCUACCAAAUACAUUGUGCAAGUGUACGAGGUACUCAUGUUAUGUUGUUGUGAAAUAUAAGGACACGGCUUAUGCAACGACUAUUAUUCCAGUUGAGUCUAAGAAUUUGUC